Anopheles nili is the source of this 2676-nucleotide messenger RNA. It is a transcript of the gene muc, whose product is annotated as dihydrolipoyllysine-residue acetyltransferase component of pyruvate dehydrogenase complex, mitochondrial. The record is from RefSeq and is a predicted model, not a curated record. Gene Ontology annotation, biological process: pyruvate decarboxylation to acetyl-CoA. The coding region runs from base 174 to 1694 and encodes 506 amino acids. Lineage: Eukaryota; Metazoa; Arthropoda; Insecta; Diptera; Culicidae. Gene Ontology annotation, molecular function: dihydrolipoyllysine-residue acetyltransferase activity. The transcript has 7 exons. Gene Ontology annotation, cellular component: pyruvate dehydrogenase complex.
UUCUGAACGACGGACGAGUUAAGGUCGCGGUCGGUCGAAAAGUGAAAAGUUGACCGAAAAUCUCGAAUUGAAUCCCUUCCAGCAGCAUCCAGUGCCGCAUCAACAAUAGCCAGAGAGCCGCACUCCGUCUUGUCAGCAGUGUGCAGCAAGAAGCGAUUGGGAUACUGCAUAAAAUGUUACGAACAAUCAUCGUACGAAACGAGAAUUUCCUGCUUCAGGGCUCGGUCCGCAAGGCACUGAAGGGCACGGCCGUGCGUGCUUUCAGCAGUGAGUGUGCCAAACGAACUGCCUCCGGCCACCGCAGAAACUCGCACAAUUUGUCCAACGGAAGCAACAACUUCAAGCAGACAGCAUGGAGAACGAAUUUCGUCCGAGGAUAUUGCAGCGGCUUCCCGGCACACUCGAAAGUGCUGCUGCCGGCACUAUCGCCCACCAUGGAGCUGGGAACCAUCGUCAGCUGGGAGAAAAAGGAAGGCGACAAGCUGAAUGAAGGCGAUUUACUGGCUGAAAUCGAAACCGAUAAAGCGACCAUGGGUUUCGAGACACCCGAAGAGGGUUAUCUGGCGAAGAUUUUGGUAGCCGCCGGUCAAAAGGACGUCCCGAUCGGUAAACUCGUCUGCAUCAUCGUGGAAAACGAGGCGGACGUAGCAGCGUUCAAGGAUUACAAGGACACAGGAGCGGCGCCAGCCAAACCGGCCGCUGCACCAGCUCCACCACCACCGGCUGCUGCACCGCCAGCACCAACUCCACCGCCAGUGGCUGCUCCUCCGCCGGUUGCUGCUGCUCCUCAGCCCAUGACAGCAGUGGAACAGCGAGGUCCUCGCGUCUAUGCCAGCCCGAUGGCUAAAAAACUGGCCGAGCAGCAGCGCUUGCGCCUAGAGGGUAAAGGAUCCGGCCUGUUCGGUUCACUAACGUCUAAGGAUCUUGCAGGUAUGCAAGCGGCUGGUGCUCCGGCAGCUGCUGCCGUCGGUGCGGCUCCCACCAUCCCUGCCGGUGCGGCUUACGUGGACAUCCCGGUGUCGAACAUUCGUGGUGUGAUCGCGAAGCGACUGCUCGAAUCGAAGACCACCAUUCCGCACUACUACCUCACGGUGGACGUCAAUAUGGAUCAGGUGGCGAAGUUGCGAGCUCGCUUCAACAAACAGCUGGAGAAGGAAGGCGUGAAGGUGUCGAUUAACGAUUUCGUCAUCAAAGCGGCUGCCAUGGCGUGCAGAAAAGUGCCGGAAGCCAACUCGGCCUGGAUGGACACCGUCAUCCGGCAGUUCGAUGCCGUCGACGUAUCGGUCGCCGUAUCGACGGACCGUGGGCUGAUCACGCCGAUCGUGUUUUCGGCCGAUCGCAAAGGCAUCGCCGACAUCAGCAAGGACGUGAAGAAUCUGGCAGCAAAGGCGCGCGAUGGCAAGCUGCAGCCGCAAGAGUUCCAGGGUGGUACUUUCAGCGUGUCAAACCUUGGCAUGUUCGGUGUGACCCAUUUCUGUGCCAUCAUCAAUCCACCGCAGUCGUGUAUCCUAGCCGUCGGUGGCACUCAGAAGCGUCUCGUACCUGACAAGGACUCGGAAGCGGGCUUCAAGGAAAGUGACUACGUCUCGGUAACACUCAGCUGUGACCAUCGCACCGUAGAUGGUGCAGUUGGUGCUCGCUGGUUGCAGUACUUCCGUCAAUUCUUGGAAGACCCCAACUCCAUGUUGCUGUAAAGCGUUUGUAAAAACUUCCUACACGAUGGCCCUCCACGCCUUACCGCCAAGUUACGAAACGAAAUGUACAUCUAAGGGGCGCUGACGGAACAUGCUGAAAGAUGAAUGAAAGAGUAGAAACAUGAUGAUAUAGUAGCCUAAAGACCUUCGUACGGUCAGUAUGGAUAAAGUAUUGACGCUUCAGUUGCAAAAGUACUGCACACCCCGUGCGCUCGCGUACGCCGUCUCACACAUCCUUAGGAUAUUCAGUGCUAAAUUGGUAAAGCGGGGGAGGUCGACCAGCGCUCCGGACUGAUUUCCAUCUCGUUUUUGAAGGAUCUGGCCCCCACACCUGUACCAAAUAGUGUAAUAGUUCCAUACCGAGAUUGACGAACACAACAUAUAACGCAGGUCACUUUUAGCUGAUAUCGCUGCCGGAAGUAACCGAUUACCUGUUCAUAGUGUAGGCAAUAGGGAAAUGUUAAACAGUUGUACAAUAGGAAUGCGUUCCGCUCAUAACGAUCGCAAUGGUCGAUCCUGGGGGUUCGAGGGGAAACGAUACACACAAGCUAGAGAGCGAGAGAAGCCGUACAAUAGCAUCACAAAACUACAAACUGCUCGUUGGAGCGUCCUUGCGGGAAGCCAAACAAAAAAAGAAGAAUAGAUUUCGGACAAACUCGUCACAACACAACUUGCUCUGCUCUACUCUUUCGUCCAUUCGGCGCGCACAAUCGCCCCGAGGUGCCCGAGCAGGCAUUUUUCGAAUUGGAAAUCUUCCUAUAUAAGAACAUUAAAAAUGUCGGUCUUUGCGACGAACCGGAUGAUGCACGGGGGAAGAAAAAAAGACACCGAAAGCUAUGGAUGGAAAUUUUAAACUAAACUGGUUGAAUUGAUCGACGAUCGCUUGUUGAACAAGAUCUUAUUGUAUAGUUUCUUUUACGCGCUAUUAUUAUUUUAAUCAUCAAGGAAUAAAUCAAAUUUAUUUAUUGGUUACCGUGGCUCA